Tachyglossus aculeatus (Australian echidna) is the source of this 1634-nucleotide messenger RNA. It is a transcript of the gene TAF1A, whose product is annotated as TATA-box binding protein associated factor, RNA polymerase I subunit A. Gene Ontology annotation, cellular component: RNA polymerase I transcription regulator complex. The transcript has 11 exons. Gene Ontology annotation, biological process: transcription by RNA polymerase I. The record is from RefSeq and is a predicted model, not a curated record. Bases 101 to 1450 code for a protein of 449 amino acids. NCBI's taxonomy places the organism in Eukaryota, Metazoa, Chordata, Mammalia, Monotremata, Tachyglossidae.
GGACAGAUGGACAUUAGGAUGGACAGACGGAUGGACAGGUUCUAAUCCCGGCUCCAUCACUCAGCUGUGUGACCUUGGGACACCCUGCACUUGAAUAAAUAUGGAUAGUUUCAGUGAAGAAUUUAUAAAGACCGCGAGAGAAGCUGUCCGUGAGGAAACAUCAACAAAAUCCUAUCUGGGGAUAUGUUUACCAACACUCCCUAAGCAGUUAGAAAAUGUCGUGAAUGAAGGCCGAAAGAAGGAUUUUGCUCUUUCUACAAAUACAUGUUUAAAUUACAUCCAAGAAGCUAUUUUGAAGCACCAGUGGCAACAGGCUGCAGAAUUCAUGCAGUAUUAUUUUCAGACCCUGGAGGACACUACUUCCUCCCAAAGGCAGAUUGCACCUGAGAUUAUUUGGAAACUGGGAAGUGAAAUUUUAUAUCAGCAUCCCAAGAGCAGUGUAGAAAUUUUCGGUGCCUUUGCUGACCGGCUGAAAAAUAUUGGUAUCAAGAAUUAUUUAAAGAUAUCCUUACAACAUGCAUUCUAUCUUAUGUGUAAUGGAAUGAUCGAGGAUGCCCACAGAAACCUAACUCUUGCUGAGAGCUGGAGGUAUGGUGAAAAGUCAGCGUCUCAAGAAAAGUUAAUAAAACUCAUUCAGGCCUACAGGGGACUGCUGGACUACUACACUUGGUCUAAAAAGAGGGUUACCUUAUCGACACUCGAUGGGAAACAUUUUACCUCUGAUGCAGCAGCCCAGGACAUGCACAGCUACUUUCGGCUAUCAUCAUUAAAUCUUCACGAGAUAAUUAAAAUUCCUGGUAUUUGGGACCCUUUUGUAAAGAGUUAUGUGGAGAUGUUGGAGUUCUAUGACGAUAAUGAUGGAGCCCAGCAGGUACUCACCAACUACGCAUACGACGACAAGUUUCCAUGUAAUCCAAAUGCCCAUGUUUAUUUGUACGAGUUCCUGAAGAGACAACGGGCGCCAGAGGAGAAACUGAUCAGUGUUCUUAAGGUUUUGCACCAGAUUGUUCCAUCUCAUAAACUGAUGUUAGAGUUUCAUACAUUACUUCGAAAGUCAAAGAAAGAAGAACAUCAUAAAUUAGGGCUGGAGGUUAUAUUCGGAGUCCUGGAUUUUGCUGGGUGCACAGAGAAUGUAAUUGCCUGGAAGUUUUUAGGAAGACAUUUGAAACAAGUCCUGAAGAGGAAGCAUCUUGAUUGGGUUGAGGAGGAAUGGAAUGCCAGGAAAGACUGGUGGCCCACUUUUCACUUCAGCUACUUUCUGGUGAAAAGAAAUUGGAAGAAAAAUAAGACCCUUGCGUAUAAGAAAGCUUUGGUGGCAGGACUCCUGUUGGGAAAAGGUUGCAAAUAUUUCACUUACAUUUCUAACCGAGGAGGUAAAGCUGAAAUGAAGGUUAAGAAAAUGAAGAAAUUAGUGCAGCAGCACAGCAUCAUAAACACAGCAGAACCCUAAUGUUAGAGAUUCUUGCUAAAUUAUUUUUUUUAUUUCUUAAUUUAUUUUUAAAAUCAACUUCCCUUAGGGGGGAAAAAUGCUAUUGCUACCCCAGCAUAACUGUAGCCCAACUAUUUUCAGUGUCAUUUGUAAAUAUUUUGCCUUUGACAUUUUUGCGCAAUAAAUGUAAGUAAUUUAUUAAGAU